AUGAUCCCUCGAAAGCCAGGGCAAGGACCAAGCUGGGCGUCUUACAAGGCUCGGAGUUGGCUGGAGAAUAUGCGAGCCCAGAUCGACUACGGACGGUUCUCAGGGUCUGAUAUUGACGCUGAGGAUUAUGUCAACGUCCUGCUUUCACCCGCUCGACCACGCAGAAGCCCACUUCGCCGUCGGCCGCCGCAGCCGUCCGCACGGCCAAGGCGUGGUCGCCGAGGUCCCGCCCCAGAAUUGGCGGUCUUCCAUGCGCAAGAUCCGGUGUGGAAUGGCGACCUCGACGCUUGUGCCUUGACCGACCGCGAUAAGGCCACCCUGCGCGAGUUCUGGACUAAGCUUGACAAUGACCAGAUGGAAUACUGCAGCCGAUGCCGCGAGUGUUGGUUUCAGAUGGAAAUAGAUUAUGACGGCAUUUGCUCGCGUUGCUAUCGAAAGGAUGAGAAGCGUGGCCCCGACGAACCUUAUUUCUUCUCUGCCGAAAAUCAACUCGACUUUGGCCCUGUGCCGGCCCGAUUGCCUGAGCUUACGCCUACUGAAGAGUCGUUGAUCGCUCGCGUGCACGUCCACGUCAAUAUCAUGCUGGUGCGGGGACAGCAGUACAAGUAUCGGGGGCACGUCGUUCACUUUCUCCGCGAGGUUGGCUUGGUGUACAACCAGCUCCCGCUUCUGCCGCGGGAGUUGAACACGGUGUUGCUGCGUCCUGCCAACACGUCGUCACACGCCAAUCUCAGUCGGCAAUUCACCCGCCAGUUCCGUGUGCGCCGCCAGGCGGUUAUGAUAUGGCUUGACUACCUCCGCCAUCAUCAUCCUGGCUAUCGAUGCAUCGUCAUCGACGAAGAGCGACUGAGCCAACUGCCCGAGGACGGCAAUGCGGUGGAUGCCAUCCCCCAAAGUCAGGUGGAGGCUGCCGAUGUGGGACCGGAGGAAGAUCAGGAGGCAGAGCCUGAGCUAGAGGACGCGGCUGCGGUGCCUGACCUGUUGGCCAAGGACACGGAGCUCGAUGCUCUGCGGUCUGUUCUCGCUCCCAGGGCGGGGCAGCACGGGCUGCGGCUGCCGAAUAUACGGCACACGCCGAUCAAUGAGUUCAAUCGCUCUCAUGCCCUGCUCUCCUUGGCAUUCCCCUGCCUCUUUCCAGACGGCAGAGCCGACUUUGUGGAACCUCGCUUGCGGUCAAUUGAGUACAAGGAUUACAUCGAGCACGCGAUGCGGUGGCACGACGGCCGUUUUGCACGGCACCCGACCUUCCGUUUUGUCGCGUUCAACACUCUGAUGCGGUCCCAAGCACGCGCGCGGUCGAGAUUCUUCGUGAAGCAACAUGACGGCACCCGCGAACAACUCACGCGAGAGCAGCUUAUUCAGGCACUUGAACACAGCGAAGAUCCCGAGGCGCAGGCGCUGAUCAACUCGAUCACAAGAAAGAGGCAGGACCUCGAGGCGUAUGCAUACAGCCUGGGCUGUCCUGGCGCAUUUAUCACAUUCAGCCCAGCCGAUUUGCACUGGCGGAGCCUCUACCAGCACAUGCCCCGAUAUGGAGAAUGGCUGCGCGUUUCCGAGCCGGAGAGGAUGGCAUUGUCGCGGUACUUAUUGCGACAGAACCCUCACAUUGCUGCUUUCCACUUCUACCGCCGAUACUGCUUCUUUCGAGAUAUCGUGUUGCGGAAGAAGUUCAACGUCACGGAUUACUGGGAUCGGUACGAAUGGCAAGGGCGUGGUAGUCCGCACAACCACGGUCUGUACUGGAUGAAGGAGGGCCCCGCCGCCGACAUGGAGGACGAAGCCGCUCGAGACCUGUUUGCACGCACGUGGGGCUUCCACAUCACGGCCGUGAACCCGGAGCCCCAGCUGGCCGCGGUCAUCAGGAAGGAAGGCAAGUCGUACUACAUCUUCGAGGCGGCCCGCAACGACAGCCUUAUGAAUCAUUUCAACCCUGCCAUCAUUCUGGGAUGGCUGGCCAACAUUGACAUAUCUCCAUGCACCAGCUUGCAAGCAGUCAUUACGUACGCUGCCAAGUAUUGCAGCAAAUCGGAGAAGAAGACAGAGCCUUACUGCAGGCUGGCGGAUCAGGAAGGGACUCGGAUGGUUGUGUACGUCGACUGCCGCCCGUCAGAGCAGCAUGCACGGUCCUACCGCGUCGAUGAUGAUCUGUACAAUCUCAAGACAUGGAGGAGACUCGGUGCGAACGCGAAGAAGAGGUUGAUGAUGGCCCAUCCGCACCGCGCUCCGGAGGAGUUGCUUGCUGUGGACGGGCAGCUGUGUGAGUCCUUUGUUGCGGCGUACCAGUGCUGUCGGCGGCGACACCAUUUCCAUGAGGACGACCAUUACGGGGAGGUGGGGACAAACGAGCUCCAGGCGGAGGACGAUGAGUUUGUGCAGGAGGACCGUUCCCAGUUGCUACUCCAUGUGGAUGGUGGCGGGAAUCAGAUAUCAGGCACUACUUUGCACUCGCUGCUUCACCUCCCGAUCAACAAGGACUUCAGGCCGCUCUCCGCCAUCGACAAAGCCCAGCUCCAGAAGAAACUGAAGGAUAUUCAGUACCUAAUCAUCGACGAGAAAAGCAUGCUGGGACUGCGUAUGCUAUCCUGGAUUGACGACCGUCUCCGCGAGGCAUUUCCGCAUAGGAACGAGGAGUUCUUUGGCGGACUCAAUGUCCUUUUGGUGGGCGACUUCUUCCAGCUUCCUCCUGUUCUACAGAAACCGCUAUACUACGACAAAGAGGUGCAGGAGUAG
Molecule: messenger RNA, 2730 nt
Organism: Hirsutella rhossiliensis
Lineage: Eukaryota; Fungi; Ascomycota; Sordariomycetes; Hypocreales; Ophiocordycipitaceae
Product: PIF1-like helicase domain-containing protein
Exons: 14
Coding region: 1-2730 (909 amino acids)
Biological process (GO): DNA repair; telomere maintenance
Molecular function (GO): DNA helicase activity
Source: RefSeq, a predicted model, not a curated record